AUGUUAUUAUCACUAAAUUGUUUGAUUCAAGAAACAAAUAUUUGUUUCAUGAUUAAUGUUGGUGAUAUUUACAUAAAUGACGAUAGUCUUGAGGUUCCCUUUAAAGACUUCACCAUUUCAAACUUUAAAGAGCAACUCUUUUAUAAGCAAAGUGUAAAAAAUGUAGUUAAAGGUCCUGAUAAUAUGGAUCUUUUGAAAGUUGAGUUUGACCUUAAAAGCCUUAAAUAUAAAAUCAAAGAUGAGAUUAUAAAUGUUGGCAUGAUAAUGGAUCCUUGGUUGUUAUUUGCUAAAUAUUUUAAUGAAAGUGACAAAAAACCUGAGAGAGAUCACCUUCAUAUCAUCAUUGUAGUCCCUAUCACUGUUCAAGAUAUCAGUAGUCAAAUUCUUAACAAACUUCAGAAAAGACCUAAAAUGAUGCUUCUAAAUGUUAAAUCUCUUAAAGGACUUAUUGAUAAGGAACUCCCUGAAGAAAUUAAAUUACCUCUAACUCAAUAUGAAUUCGAUAUAUUAAUAUCAAAUGAUAUCAGUGAUAUCUGCAGUUCAAAUGAUCUUAAUAAUAAUUCUCAAAACAUAAGUCUUAGUAAUGAACAACCUGACUAUAAUUUAAUUCUCAAUCAUAUUUAUCCAUUUAGAGAAGAGGAAAAAUUAUCUAGAAACAAUGAAGAUCUAAAAUUUGAACUUGAACGCAAACUUGUGUGGACUUACGAUCCUGCUCUAUAUAUUUUAGGUUAUUAUACAAAUGGUGUUAAAGCAGGAACAUAUCUUUCAUCUGUGAAGGAUAAUCAAUUUAAGCUUAAUUAUCAAGUUAGGUGGUCGUCAAAUGUUGAGAUGUUCGAUAAAUAUAUUAGAAAGACCUAUAUUAGUCCUAAUGUACAUGAUCAUGUUGAGAGGCUUGUCAAUGUUUAUGAAAAAUUGAUACAUAAAGGAAUACCAAAUGUUGAUCAUCUAGAUUAUAUUAACAAAGAGAAAGGCGUGAUAUACCUUUCUCCAAAAGGAAUGAGCGUAAGACUAAAAGAUCAGCAGAAAUUAUUUGAAGCUAUUACCUGUGUUCUUGAGAUAUUGAUAGUAAAUGCACUUGAUGAACUAUUAAAAUGGAUUAUUAUAGACUGGGAAGAUGUCAUUAGAUAUUCAAAUAAUUUAGCAAACCAUCUUACAACUGAAGAACAUAUUCCAGAA
Molecule: messenger RNA, 1176 nt
Organism: Funneliformis mosseae
Lineage: Eukaryota; Fungi; Glomeromycota; Glomeromycetes; Glomerales; Glomeraceae
Source: the annotation of a GenBank genome assembly